CAGCUCUUCAUUGCAGACUGCACAGUGCAUCAUUACUCAAUCCCUUUAGCUCAAUUAUGUUGUGUGGGAUUGCCAUUUGCUAGUAGGUAUUGCAUAGUAAGACUUAUUGUUUGCAGAGUUUGUUGCAAUGGCAGUGAGAUAUCUGUGUGUGGUGGCCACGGUGUGCCUCUUGGCAGUGGAGGCGCACAAUAUUGAUAAAGCCAUGCACCGGGGGGAGCGGGAGGUGGAUGGAGCAUUCACUCCACGAGGUGCCAACCACCGCCAUGCAGAACAGGACUUUGACUUUGAUCAUGAGAGUAUACUAGGGAGCAGCAAGGAGGCGGCUGAGUUUGACCAGCUCCCGGCUGAGGAGGCGCGAAGGCGGCUGGCGCUGCUGCUCCCCAAGAUGGACACCAACAAUGACGGUCUCAUUCUCCCCACGGAGCUCACAGCAUGGAUCCUACGCUCUUUUGGUUUGCUGGCGCGGGAAGAAUCAGCUGAGCGCUUCGCUGAUGCCGACGCUGACGAGGACCUCAGUGUCAGCUGGGCAGAGGUUCUGAGCGACAGCUAUGGCAUAAGCCCAGCAGAGGGCCGUUCUGACUUCCUGUCUGCUGACAAUGAGCACGGUGCUGACACUGCUAGGAUGGUGCGAGAGGACCGUGAGCUUUUUGACGCGGCAGAUGCAAACCAAGAUGGCAGCCUGGACCAAGAGGAGUUCCUGGCAUUCAGUCAUCCUGAGGACAACCCCACUAUGGUACCGAUUCUUGUUCGCCAAGCGAUGUCCGAGAAAGACAAGAACAAAGAUGGCCGUCUGUCAUUCGCCGAGUAUGUCACUAGUCUUGGUGAUGAGCCUCUUGACGACGCGGCGCUGCUCACGGAGAAGAGUCGCUUCGAUGAAGACCUCGACGGUGACGGCGACGGAGAGCUGAACGAGGAGGAGGUGCGCGCCUGGCUCGUCCCUGACAACUUAGAGGUGGCGCGCGCUGAAAUGGACCACCUGUUCAGUGGGGCCGACGCCGACAUGGACGGCGCGCUAUCCUACGACGAGGUCCUGGAACAGCACCAGUUGUUCGUUGGCAGCGAGGUCACGGACUACGGAGACCAUCUACACAACCUGCAUCGCUUCACUGAGGAGCUCUGAUACUCCUGUGCUACCUGCAUCACCUACUCCUAGGCCACCUGCAACGCUCCACUGAGGUCCUCUGAACCACGUGCACCACUUCACUGAGGUCCUCUGAACCACCAUCGUUUUUAACCAAAGAAUGGAUGUUCAAGAUGUUGAUGGGCAUUAAUGUAUUAAGUGCCAUUAAGCAAAAUCAGUCAAAUCGAUCAAUGAACUUGAAUUUGUUUUGAAGAAGGUUCAUUGGCAAUAAAGGAUAAAAAUCAGCGCUCUCUCGCUCAUAAAUUCUCAGUAUUCCACUAGCAAUGCUUGGGGCUUGACAGCGGAGGCAGCGCAUACCACACACCUCGCCAGCUGGCGGGCAUUUCACGUCGCUUGUGAUGCGUCAUGGUUCGAUGUGAACAGAAAAGUGUUAAGGUAUUUCACAAACUACCGACGUUAAUGGGCUCGCAUUGCAGCAUGUGUGAUGAACCAAAUAAUUAGAAUCUCAAGCUGGCGUUUAAUCGCCAACUUUAUAUGUGAUUUAAGGCGUGUGUCAUUUUUGCCUUUUUCAAUGAAAUGUGCGUUACAGAGCCACCAUGACAUCCCUGACGCCCUCUCCCCUCCCUUAUGAUGUUUUAUUUAUCUCUGUGGUAAAUUAUACGCCACAAGAAGUAAUGUAGCAGCUUACUAAUAUUCACUUCAGUGUCAGUAACCGAGGCUUGAAUCAAAGUAGUUAAUACUAAGUAGUUUAUUUAUCAGUAACUGAUCCUGAUGGGCUGCUGUUGCAGCCAGCUAGAAAGUAAGUAAAUGUUAAUUUAUUUGUGAUAUUUUUAAGUAUAUGUGAAACUUGAUUCAA
Molecule: messenger RNA, 1937 nt
Organism: Hyalella azteca
Lineage: Eukaryota; Metazoa; Arthropoda; Malacostraca; Amphipoda; Hyalellidae
Product: reticulocalbin-2
Exons: 7
Coding region: 128-1120 (330 amino acids)
Cellular component (GO): endoplasmic reticulum
Molecular function (GO): calcium ion binding
Source: RefSeq, a predicted model, not a curated record